This is a messenger RNA of Tarenaya hassleriana, 1473 nucleotides long. Its product is annotated as chaperone protein dnaJ 3-like. Gene Ontology annotation, biological process: protein refolding. Gene Ontology annotation, molecular function: Hsp70 protein binding. The transcript has 6 exons. Lineage: Eukaryota; Viridiplantae; Streptophyta; Magnoliopsida; Brassicales; Cleomaceae. The coding region runs from base 211 to 1230 and encodes 339 amino acids. The record is from RefSeq and is a predicted model, not a curated record. Gene Ontology annotation, cellular component: cytoplasm; cytosol.
ACUAAGUUUUACGAGAUCCUGGGUGUUCCUAAGAACGCCUCCCAGGAGGAUCUGAAGAAGGCUUACAAGAAAGCCGCUAUCAAAAACCAUCCCGACAAAGGUGGAGAUCCCGAGAAGUUCAAAGAGCUAGCUCAGGCUUAUGAAGUUCUUAGUGACCCGGAAAAGCGUGAGAUUUAUGACCAAUAUGGCGAGGACGCGCUCAAGGAGGGAAUGGGUGGUGGUCCAGGUGGGGGGCAUGACCCAUUCGAUAUCUUCUCAUCCUUCUUUGGUGGUGGAGGUCCAUUCGGGGGGGGUAGCAGCCGGGGAAGGAGACAGAGACGUGGUGAAGAUGUUGUUCACCCUCUGAAGGUUUCCCUAGAGGACCUUUACGUCGGGACAACAAAGAAGCUCUCACUUACGAGGAAAGCUUUGUGCUCAAAGUGUAAUGGAAAAGGCUCAAAGUCGGGAGCUUCAAUGAAAUGCGGUGGCUGUCAGGGUACAGGUAUGAAGGUCACGAUCAGGCAGUUCGGACCGGGAAUGAUCCAGCAGAUGCAGCAUGCUUGUAAUGAAUGCAGUGGAACUGGCGAGACAAUCAGCGAUAGGGAUCGGUGUCCACAGUGCAAAGGGGAUAAGGUUGUCCCCGAGAAGAAGGUCCUCGAAGCACAUGUGGAUAAGGGAAUGCAACACAACCAAAAGGUCACGUUUUCCGGUCAAGCAGACGAAGCGCCUGACACGAUCACUGGAGAUAUAGUGUUUGUACUUCAGCAGAAGGAGCAUCCGAGGUUCAAGAGAAAGGGAGAUGACCUCUUCGUUGAGCACACCUUAUCUCUAGCUGAAGCCCUUUGUGGCUUCCAGUUCGUCCUGACCCACUUGGAUGACAGACAACUUCUCAUCCGGUCUAGUCCCGGUGAGGUUGUGAAACCCGAUUCGUACAAGGCAAUAAACGACGAGGGGAUGCCGGUAUACCAGAGGCCGUUCAUGAAGGGGAAACUAUACAUCCAUUUUUCGGUGGAAUUCCCGGAAUCGCUCUCCCCGGAUCAAGCCAAGGCCCUAGAGGCCGUGUUACCGCAAAAGCCCUCGGGUAAUCAGCUAACCGAAAUGGAGAUCGACGAAUGCGAAGAGACGACGCUUCACCAGGUUAACAUGGAGGAGGAGAUGAGGCGGAAGCAACAGUCUCAGAGAGAGGCUUACGAUGAUGAUGACGACGAUGGCGAUGACGGGCCCCAGCGUGUCCAAUGUGCUCAGCAGUGACCGUACCGUACGGUCGGGUCGACAUGUUUGUGUUCCGUUUUUGUUUUAAGGGUUUGAGACUUUAGGAAUCUUGGAGACAAAAGAGUCGUGGAACGGCCGGUUGUUUCGGUUUUCGGUUUUCGAUUUCGGAUAUCUGAUCUGAUUUAUAAAUAGAGAUUAUGUGUAGGUCAGAUUUGGGUUUUAUGAUUCAUGAUCGAUAUUCGUGGACAACUGAUAAUUAUUAAUGUAUCUUUGAAAAUAUAA